AUGAAGAGCCAAGCGGUGGGACUUUUGGUGCUGGUUGUGGCGACCGUCGGUGCAGUUUCGUACUGCCCGAACCGGUGCGUCUGUGACGACGAGAAGCUGCACGUGACGUGCGGCGAGGGCGAGCUGGAUGUGCUGCCGAUAGCGCUCAACCCAUCGAUCGGCCGGCUGGUGAUUAAGUUCAAUCGUAUCAAAUCGAUUGACUCGUCGAUACAGUUCUACACCGAGCUGACGAUGCUCGACCUGAGCUACAACCAUCUGCUCAGCAUUCCCGAGCGUAUCUUCAUGUACCAGAAGAAGUUGCUCCAGUUGCAUCUGAACAACAACAAGCUCGGUGCCAUCACGAACCGCACGUUUGGCGGACUGGACGAGCUGCGUGUGUUGAAUCUGCGCGGCAACUUUAUUGAUGAGAUUGGGAGCGAAAUGUUCAAAGCACUUCCGAAGCUGGAGGAGCUAAACCUGGGGCAAAACCGAAUUGCCACGCUACAUGCUAGCGCUUUCGAUGGAUUGGUUAGCCUGCGUGUGCUCUAUCUGGAUGACAAUUCGAUCAGCACGAUUCCUACGCUUUCGCUGACACCGCUCAAGGGGUUGGCCGAAUUGUACCUCGGCACAAACUCGCUCUUCCGUGUACUUCCGGGUGCUUUCGAAGGACUCACGCAACUACGCCGACUAGACAUUCAUGGUUCGAUGUUGGUUAACAUCACAAGCGAAACGUUCCGAGGGUUGGAGAACAUCCGUUCCCUAGACAUCUCGGACAACCAUCUGCUGAAGGUGCCAACCGUACAGCUGAGUGGAUUGAAGCGUCUCGAAGAUCUCACCAUCGGUCAGAAUGAUUUUGAGAUCAUUCCUGAAGGAGCAUUCUUCGGACUGUCCAAUCUAAAAUCAGUCGACAUUUCUGGAGCGCUGAAUCUUCGGCAGAUUCAAUCGGGAGCAUUUUCCGCCAAUCCUAAUCUGGAAUCGAUUACAAUUGCAUCCAACAAGGAGCUGCAGGAGUUGGAUGAGGGAUCGUUUGCCGGCCUACCGCACAUCCGGAAGGUGUCGCUGCGAGACAACAAGAUCGCAACGUUCCACGAGGAACUGCUUCCCUGGAAGCAUUUGGUGGAGUUUGAUCUCACCGAGAACCCGCUCGUUUGCGAUUGCAAUGUGCUGUGGUUGAGAAAUUUGCUCCAGCGCCAAAACCCCGAAUCCGAGGAAGACGCACAAAUUGUAUGCAGCUGUCCUGACCGGCUGCACGGUGAGCUGCUGCGUGAGCUUACCGCCGAUCUGCUCGGCUGCCAGCAUCUGCAGUCGAAAGAGCGUGCCAUUUUCGGUGCCAUCAUUGUUGCAUCGGCGGCUAGCGUUACGACGCUGGUGCUGAUUGUGUAUCGGUUGCGCCAUCGCAUCCUGGACCUGCUCCGCCGGAUGGGCUGGGGCGGAAGCAAUAAGCGCGCGACCCUGCACGAGGAGAAGGACGUGGAGGUGCAGAAAUCGUUGGGCGAGGUGGAGUACCAUCAGCCGCACUGUAACAUCUACACGUACAAUUACCAUCCAGCGUACAGGAACUAUCAGCAUCCGUUCGGUGGACAGUACACGCUACCGUAUCCGCACUAUCAGUCUCACAGUGCCAGUGCUGCCGGUGCUGGUGGACAUGGUGCCGUAGCGACAGCGACUAUGCCACCACAGCAACUCCACAUCCACCAGCAAUCGGCACCGAACUCGAUCGUAGCCGUCGCUGGUAGCUACGGUGGGCAGCCCCAGCAGCCCCAGCAGCAGCAGCAGCAUCUUCAUCAGCAUCAUCACCAUCAGCAGCCACCAUUGCCACAAACUCCCAAGGGUACGCUGAGCACCUCGUCCUCCACCACCUCCUCGUCGACGUCCUCGUCCGCACUCUCUUCGAGCGGUUCGACGGUGUCGGGCGUUUCGGCCCAAACCCAAUCAUCCACGAUCUAUUCGCCCCAGUACGCACACCACAUAUACGAAGUGCCCAAAAAUAUGUCCGACACCUAAG
Anopheles maculipalpis is the source of this 1984-nucleotide messenger RNA. RefSeq names its product leucine-rich repeat-containing protein 15-like. Lineage: Eukaryota; Metazoa; Arthropoda; Insecta; Diptera; Culicidae. The record is from RefSeq and is a predicted model, not a curated record. The transcript has a single exon. The coding region runs from base 1 to 1983 and encodes 660 amino acids. Gene Ontology annotation, molecular function: protein binding.